Molecule: messenger RNA, 2671 nt
Organism: Epinephelus lanceolatus (giant grouper)
Lineage: Eukaryota; Metazoa; Chordata; Actinopteri; Perciformes; Serranidae
Source: RefSeq, a predicted model, not a curated record
CUUUGGACCGAGGUGCAUGUCGUAGCGAGAGUGACGAGGAAUAUCUGUUCAUCUUUGGAUCUUAAAAACCGUGGAUAUUUUUGGAAAUCAUGCAGAAAUCUUGAAAUGAGAGUGUGAGAUGGUAUCACUUCCGAAAGUGAGGAUAAUUAUCAUUGCCCCAUUGAUGAAUACGACCAGCACGGCUCUCAGGAAUAGCUGCUGCUGCAUUCAUAAACACUUCUUUAGGACUCACAACAACCCCUGAGCUUUGUUUUGGGGUCACUAAAAACACAUAUUCCUGUUGUGCACGAUGGCUGAAAAAGGUAAAAUGAACAUAGAGCAUCUCGGCGGAGUUGUCAGGCUCCGAGAGGAACACGAGAAGGUAAUUUCACCAGUUGACACCAAACGUUUCGCUGGCUAGUAACGUCUAACGUUAGCCGAAGCACAGUCCGCUGCUGCUGCUGGCCACGCGGUACAUCAGCACAGGCUUAUAACCACGAGUGGGUUCAAUAAACUGCUUUAUACAUCAAACAUACACAUUUAUGCACCAAUUGUACUAACUCAUAUGUCACAUUAGAAAGUUGUGGGUUAAUUGUUUUGACUGUCCAUUUUCGAGAAGCUUCCUGCCUUGCAGCCUCACGUGCUCAAGUUCUUGUUUAAACGAAUGUUGCCUUCACGGGUGGUGAAAGACUGUGAAAGUCGGAUUCAGCACUGGAAGAAGGUGUCAGGUGACUACGAAGCCCUGAAUGACCGCCUUAAAACUCUUCCAGAUCAGCUGUCUUAUGACAUCAUGGUGCCAUUUGGCCCUUUGGCCUUCAUGCCAGGGAAGUUGGUGCACACAAACGAGGUCACGGCGUUGCUCGGCGACAACUGGUUUGCCAAGUGCUCUGCCAAACAGGCUCAGAAAAUAGUCGAUCACAGGAUGAAAUAUGUGAAGCGUGAACUUGAUGAUCUGUCGAAGACAAUAAAAAACUUUGAAGCGAGAGUUGGGCUCGUGAAGGAUUUGGAAACCAUGUCAUCUAGCAAAGGGGACUAUGUUGACAUUAGAGAAGAGACCGGAAAGGAGGACACUGCUGUCACCAAAGGAAAGCAAAGAAUAGCUCACAAACCAAAUUCUAAGCCCAAGUUGGACGCCGUGUUGGAUCUAAAAGAGGAGGAUGAGGAGAAUGAAGGAGAGACCGGAGAUCGAGGGAGCAGAAAGGGCGUCAUGACUGAGGAGGAGUUGUGGGCUAGAUUGGAUGAACUCGAGAAACUGGAGGAGCUGCAAGACGAGCAGGACAGAUUAUACGAUAACGCAGACAUGAACGGCGAGGACACAUCAUCCCUUUCCUCAGAAGAGGAGAAGGAGGGAGACGCUGCGCCUCCAGUGAACGGGCUGAGUCUGAAGCCGAGCUGGGCGUCCGUGCCUCAUAGUAAAGUGCCGCCGAGCACAGACAGGAAAGCGGAAGAAGAAGAUGACGAGGAAGAGGAAGGCAGCUGUUUGCCCACCAUCUAUUUCUCUCACACGACAGAACCCAAGAAGGUGAGGAUAAACACAGGUAAAAACACCAUGUUGAAGUUCAGUGAAAGGAAAGAGCAGAAGGAACACUCAAAGAGGAAAAAGAAAAACGGCCACAAUAACGGACACUCGCAUCACGAACUUCACAAGAUCACAACACCGACUGACAUUUACAGGUUGUUUGUGGACGUGAAGAACGGGGAACCCAUCCCCAGGAAGUCAAUCCUAAAAUCUCGAAGCCGAGAGAACAGCGUGUGCAGCGACACAAGCGAGAGCAGCACAGCGGACUUUGAAGAGCGCCGCAUGAUCGGACGCAGCUUCAGCCACGACGAGGCGACACACAGCGACACCAGUGACGGUAUUACGGAAGAGGACAGUCCCACAGCAGUCCCACUGCACCCUGCCAGCCGAUUCGAGGCCUUUUCAGGUACAGUAGUAGAAAAGGAUCCGAUGCCUUCAGGUGUCCCCCAUCUGACCAUCGCUCCGCCAGCUCUGCCGACCAUACUGGAGAGGAAACAGGAAGAGGUGGCGCCUGACACGGCUUCGCCUCAGCAAGCCCCGAAGAGGGUGUCGAAGUUUAAAGCUGCCAGGUUGCAACAGAAGUGACUCUAAACCAGCAGAUAUCCAUGAAUCACAAUAACUGUUUUUUUUUUUUUUUUUUUAAAAAAAAGCCUUUGUCUCUUUUCCACAACUGAUAACCUGCACAAACCAUCCUCUCCUUUCUUUCACGUGUCUUUCUCUUUAAUCCACACACACAAUCCUUGAUCAUGACUUCAGUGAGAAGAAGUAGAGUAGCAACGCCUUGUAGGUAACUUCUUUUUAAGAAGCUCCAAACACUAGUAAUGCAGUCUCUUUUGCUUAUCCACUCCCGCAGCAUAAAUAGCGCUUAAUUUGUCCAUCUUUCUGCGGGGCUUGCUUAAACCGUUUGCCGUCUGUCACAUGUUUACCUGUCUUCUUCUUCUCUGUUGAUCUGUGCUAUCGCCAGCGUAGGUGAGACUCCAGGCUACACGUAGGAUCAGUUGCCUCGUUUUGUUUCCUUUUCCAAGUAUUGAUCAUAAAACAGAAUCAGUUCUCAUUUUACCUUCUCUUGACCUGCCUAAUGAAUGUACGUAUUCCUUUGUGACAAGCUUUGUGUAAAGACAAAAAAAGAAUAUCGACGGAAACUAAAAGGAAAAUAAACGAUUUUGGCUACAA